This is a messenger RNA of Cyprinus carpio (common carp), 1990 nucleotides long. RefSeq lists its product as uncharacterized. The record is from RefSeq and is a predicted model, not a curated record. Gene Ontology annotation, molecular function: protein heterodimerization activity; protein homodimerization activity. Gene Ontology annotation, biological process: cell adhesion; angiogenesis. NCBI's taxonomy places the organism in Eukaryota, Metazoa, Chordata, Actinopteri, Cypriniformes, Cyprinidae.
AAAAAAAAAAAAAAAAAAAAAAAAAAAAAAAAAAAAUUCAGUCAUAAUGAAAGUGAAACGUGCUGUCGAUCAUUCGUUCGGUUGUGUUCCUCGCGCCUUGUCCAUUUGAAGAACAUUUACACAAGUAAACAUGUCUUCAGUGAAGAUUAUGCUUGUAGUUUCUCUCUUCAUCCCUGCUGUGAGGUCUGGUACAGAUUUGUGGAAAUUGGAAUGCCUGCCUACAGUUGGAACUUUUGCUCAGAAGACAAUUAUCAGAUGCUAUUUCAAAGACAUAAAAGAAAUCCACAUAGUUGCAGUUUAUUUAACAAAAGUUGGACAGGAUGAGCCAUUAUUUGCUCAAGAAGAAUCAAAAAGAUCAGGAGAUCAACGCUUUAGUCUUGAAAACUCCUCAAUGGGUCCAUCUCUGCAAAUCUCUGAAACAAUGUUUUCUGAUGAGGGUGAAUAUCUGUACCAUGUUGUAACCGACAGUGGUUUUGAAGACGUACAACUUAGCAUCAGUGUCAUAGCGAAGUACAAGGAUCCUGUCACAAGCACAUGGCCUGAAAAUGUAAUGGAUGGAGGACCUGUCAGCCUUUACUGCAAUGCUACUGACGGCUACCCAGCAGGCUCCAUCCAUUGGUUUGACCGUUCUGGAACCAAUUGGACAAUGAAUUCAGUGCUGACAAAAGACCCCAAGGACAUCAGCGGUGUAAAAUCUGUGGCUUUGUCUAGUAAACUGACUUUCAAGUCUAUCGUCUUGGACAUGGCACCAUUUAGAUGCAUCGUCUUUAAUAGUACAUAUGUACAAGAUGGAGAAAACACACUGAAGAUCACAUCUGCUAUACAUUCAGAUUCUUCAGGAUCUAAUACAACAAACAUUGUCGCUGGUGUGAUGGUCAUUGGAUCACUUACUGUUGGCCUGCUGUUUGCUCUGUUGUGUUUCAGAAAAAGAAAUCAUACUCGGGAUAGACGACCUUCUGCCCAUCCUAUUCUAAAUUAUGAAUCAGGAAGGAGUGUUGAAGAUGAUCCGGAAAAUGGUGACAUCAGUCCUGGACACUGAAGCUUCUAAUAUCAGAAGAUGAAACUGAACUAUAAGGCCUGAUUUUCAUUCUGAGGUCAGCACUGCUGCCAUUUGACUGAAACAAAAGUGAAGGCAUGAGGAACAUGGCAGCUGUUUCACGGCUUUGUAGUAUGUGGGCAAGUAAUGACUGUAAGAUUGCAAAGACAUAACAAUCAGUUAACUUCUCUUUACAUUUACAAUUAAAUGUGGCUUUAGAGAUCAUGUACACUAAUACUUGUCAAAUUAAUUACUACAUCAAUAUAAACAAGAGUUUUAAAGAGGUUUUUGGAGGUUUUCUGAAAAUUUGAGGAAUGAUUUUGAAAAUGCUUUCUUAAGCCUGGUCAGAAAUCAUAAAUUAUUAUUCAUGAUUAUUUUUACAAAUGUAAUAUAACAACAGUUGUAGUUUUCAGAAAAUAGGUAAUAAUAUCCAAAUCUAAAUAUAGAUCUGUAAAAAGUGUUUUAUAUCUUUCUUUGGGAGUUUUUCAUCAUCACUAAUGUCACUUUCGGCUUAACUCAGUGAGAGUUUUAUGGUAAAAUUGUUCUUAGUGGUAAAUGGUAAAGCAUCUUAGUAACAAUAUACUGUACAGGUUUAUUAGGUAAGCACUGUACAAAUGAACUUGAAUUAAAUUGAAAACAUUUAUUCUCAGUUUUAUGCAUCAAACAUUAAUAGUAAAAAAAAAUUAAUACACUUUUUUUUUUUUUUUUUGUAAUUGUUUAUACUGCUACCAUUGUAUCACCGGUCACUUAAGCUUCACCUCAGUGAUAGUAACUGUCAAAUAAGUCUCACAUUCAGCUUUCAUUUUCAUAUUCUGAUCAUUUAAAAGUGAAGUGAUGAGUUUUCAGGGAGUACAGCAACUGUAGAAAGACCUUGAAUCUUUAAGCACUUUUGUAUUUGAUGUAUACAAAUGUAUUUUGUUUUUAACCAUAAUGCAAUAAAAGAAAAUAAAAAUA